Molecule: messenger RNA, 268 nt
Organism: Oppiella nova
Lineage: Eukaryota; Metazoa; Arthropoda; Arachnida; Sarcoptiformes; Oppiidae
Source: the annotation of a GenBank genome assembly
GAAUGAAGAGCUGAUCCCUGCCAUCAACGGCAUCGAUAACCGUAUUGCUUGUCAUUUGUACCGAUUGUCGAGCGAUUCAAUGGAUUCGCACGCGAGUCACGCCAACCACACACACCAUACCAUUCACCACAUGAAUACUAUCCAUAAUAAUACUAAUAGUAAUACUAAUAGUAAUACUAAUAUCAAUAACAAUAAUAUCGUCACCAAUGGGUCACUGGUAUGCGAGGGAUGGCUAACCAAAUCCCCCACCGAGAAGCUGGUCUGGAAA